AUUAAUAAAAUAUAUUAUCUUAGCUUGUAAGUUCUAUAAAGUUGAAAUUUUAUGCAAAAGAUUAAGUUAUAUUAAAUUAAAAUUUCAAUACUCAUAAUAUUUAUAUUUUAUUUAAAGGAUAAGUCUGUUGUUUUUUAAGAGAAAUUCAUUAGGUAAAAAUAUUAAAAGAAGGUGACACUUUUGGGGAAUUAGCUGCAACAUUUAAUAAGGCUUGCAAUAUUAGCUAUGUAGCAUAAACUAAUUGUUAAAUAUAUUUUAUUUAAAAGCAAGAUAUACCCUCUUUACUUAAAUAAUUAGAAAAAGAAAAUAAUUUAAAAUAAAAUAAUAAGGCUUUUUAUAAUUCUUCUAUAUUUAAUGAUUGGGAUUAAGGAUCUCUUAGUUUUUUAUAUUAUUUAAGUGAAGUUUAAAAUUAUGCAGUUAACCAAUAUGUUUAUUAAUAAAAGCAAUAAGUGGAUGGAAUCUAUUUAGUUUUAUAAGGAAGUUUUACUGUAAAUAGAAUACUUUUUUAAAAAUUUAUUUUUUUUAUAUAAAAAAAGUAAUCUUUUUAAUAAUAAUAAACAAAUCUAUAAAAUACAGACUAAGAAGUAGAAAAUUAUGAAGGUCUAAUUUUUUAAAAACAAUUAAAAUAAAUGAUAUCAAAAGUA
Molecule: messenger RNA, 644 nt
Organism: Ichthyophthirius multifiliis
Lineage: Eukaryota; Ciliophora; Oligohymenophorea; Hymenostomatida
Exons: 2
Source: RefSeq, a predicted model, not a curated record